Calidris pugnax (ruff) is the source of this 1554-nucleotide messenger RNA. It is a transcript of the gene NR2F6, whose product is annotated as nuclear receptor subfamily 2 group F member 6. Gene Ontology annotation, biological process: cell differentiation; anatomical structure development; negative regulation of transcription by RNA polymerase II. Gene Ontology annotation, molecular function: nuclear receptor activity; RNA polymerase II cis-regulatory region sequence-specific DNA binding. Lineage: Eukaryota; Metazoa; Chordata; Aves; Charadriiformes; Scolopacidae. Bases 75 to 923 code for a protein of 282 amino acids. The record is from RefSeq and is a predicted model, not a curated record. The transcript is spliced from 2 exons.
UGGGGAGAGGGAGGGUCCUGGUUCUUUCUCCCCCCUCCACAGGGCAGAGGGAACCCCAGGAGCGGGAUGGGGGGAUGAUGAUGCAGCAGGACACAAACACCUUCUCUCCUUCCCUCCCCACAGCCGUGCAGCGGGGCCGGAUCCCCCCCACCCACUCCAGCACCAGCCCCAACACCCUGCCCAGCGGGGAAUACUUCAACGGGCAGCCGGUGUCGGAGCUCAUCUCCCAGCUCCUGCGGGCUGAGCCCUACCCCGCCGCCCGCUACGGCUCCCAGUACGCCCAGCAGGGCAGCAUCAUGGGCAUCGACAACAUCUGCGAGCUGGCCGCCCGCCUCCUCUUCAGCACGGUGGAAUGGGCCAGGAACAUCCCUUUUUUCCCCGAAUUGCCCGUUUCUGACCAGGUGGCCCUGCUCCGGCUCAGCUGGAGCGAGCUCUUCGUCCUCAACGCAGCGCAGUCGCCCCUGCCCCUCCACAUGGCCCCCUUGUUGGCCGCCGCCGGCUUCCACGCCUCCCCCAUGUCGGCCGACCGCGUCGUCUCCUUCAUGGACCAGAUCCGCAUCUUCCAGGAUCAGGUGGAGAAGCUCAACCGGCUCCAGGUGGACUCGGCCGAGUACAGCUGCCUCAAAGCCAUCGCCCUCUUCACGCCGGAUGCCUGUGGCCUCUCGGACCCGGCGCACGUGGAGAGCUUGCAGGAGAAGGCUCAGGUGGCCCUCACGGAGUACGUGAGGUCCCAGUACCCCUCGCAGCCCCAGCGCUUCGGUCGGCUCCUGCUGCGGUUGCCAGCCCUGCGGGCCGUGCCGGCCGCCCUCAUCUCCCAGCUCUUCUUCAUGAGGCUGGUGGGGAAAACCCCCAUCGAAACACUAAUCAGGGACAUGCUGCUCUCGGGGAGCACCUUCAACUGGCCCUACGGGACGGGGCAGUAGGGGACAGAGCCUCUCCCCACCUGGGGACACUCUGGGGACCCCCCCCAACAAGCAGCCGGACCCCCAAUUCCCUCCGGUGCCCUGAGAUGGUGCCAUCUCUGGGGACCCCUGAACUGUGCCCCAGCCCCACAGAUGUCUUGGAGCUCGUCCGUCCUCUGCAGCCCCCCCAAAAACAGUGGGGUGACGGCGUUGUCCUCCUAAACCCCCAGGUACGGGCUUGUGCCACCGCUGUUGGACACCAAACUUCUGGACCCCCAUGAAGCGGAGCUGCCUGGACCCCCACCCCCCCCAAAUUCCCCCUGGGGACCUUGGAGCAUCCCCUGGGGGUGGUACCUUAUCCCCCCCCCCCAAAGUCGGAGCCUGGGGGGGGGACACACCGUCCUCUGGCUGCCCCUCCAAAUCUGAAUUUCAGAUGGGAAGUGGGACUGGCCAGACUGGGGUGCAGGGGGGGCUGCUGGCUGGGUAGAGCCAUCCUUUGGGGGGGGUCCUGCUGCGGGACCCCCCUCCCUCUGCCUCCCCCAGUCCCAGAAAUGGUGGAAAAAGGGUGAUUUUAAAGCCCUUUUAUCCUGCCCGGCCGUAUCCAGCCUCCAGGACUGAAGCGCUGAGCUCGGAGCAGCCCCUUUUUUGGGGA